AUGGUAAUGGAGACGAAGGACUGGGAGACGAUCGAGCGGGCAUUGGCAGCAAAGGAAGCCGAGCUGAUGCAGCAGGAAGGCUCCCAAGUCAGUGAGGGCCAUCUCAGUGGCUACAGGUAUGUGCCCACCACGAAGGUAGUGGACAAGCAGUCCUGGGAAACCUUUGCAGUGCCACACAUUCGGCCAACCUGCUGGUCGGAGAACUGGCACCACAAGGAUGUCCUGUUCGAGCUUGGCGAGGGCAUUGCGUACAUCACGCUGAAUAGGCCCGAGGCUAACAACGCGCUGAACGAGUCCAUGUCCCAAGCGCUCCAAGACGCCACCUGCGAGCUCCACAACCGUCGGGAUAUUCGGAUUGUGGUCUUGCGUGCCGAGGGCAGCAUGUUCUGUGCCGGCGGAGACCCAAAGCAUUUCUUUGAUGCUUUGGCCAUGUCGGAGAGGGAUGACCGGAAGGCGGCGAUCGGCUUCAUGAAAUUCCUGUUCUGGUUCCAAAGCCUGCCACAGUUUACGGUCGGCCUGGCGCAGGGCUCUGCGAUGGGCAGUGGUAUCGGCCUGCUCUGUGCCUGUGACAUGGUUCUGGCUGCGAGCGCAGCGCGUUUCACUUGUUCAGAGGUGAAGUUGGGCUUCUGCCCUGCGGCUCUUGCGCCCUUUGUGACGCGAAAGGUCGGACCUGCAUUUGCCAAGCGAUUGCUCUGUAUGGCUGAAAAUAUUUCUGCCGAGCAGGCAAAGAGGAUGGGCCUCAUCUCUGAUGUGGUGGAAGAGGAAAGUGAGUUUUCCGACUACAUGAAAGACAUCUGCGAGAAGGUCACGCUUUGCGCCCCGACGGCUGCUGGCCGCGCAAAGCGCUUGGCGCAGAACGUAAGCCUGCAGCCACUGACGCGCAAACUGCUGGAGUACACAGGCGGCGAGCUGGCAGACAUUCGAAUAGGAGAGGAGGCCAUCAAAGGCAUGGUAGCUGUUCAGGCUCGUGUGAAGCCUUACUGGGCUGAGACGCCGAUCAAGCCUUUGUACUGA
Messenger RNA from Symbiodinium natans, 1014 nucleotides. NCBI's taxonomy places the organism in Eukaryota, Dinophyceae, Suessiales, Symbiodiniaceae. The record is from the annotation of a GenBank genome assembly.